This is a messenger RNA of Chrysochloris asiatica (Cape golden mole), 907 nucleotides long. RefSeq names its product fibroblast growth factor 1 (acidic) (gene FGF1). The transcript is spliced from 3 exons. Gene Ontology annotation, molecular function: fibroblast growth factor receptor binding; growth factor activity. The coding region runs from base 37 to 504 and encodes 155 amino acids. Gene Ontology annotation, biological process: animal organ morphogenesis; fibroblast growth factor receptor signaling pathway; positive regulation of gene expression. Gene Ontology annotation, cellular component: cytoplasm. The record is from RefSeq and is a predicted model, not a curated record. NCBI's taxonomy places the organism in Eukaryota, Metazoa, Chordata, Mammalia, Afrosoricida, Chrysochloridae.
AGUCUUGAGAGAGCCAGAACCAGGAGUGACUGAGCCAUGGCCGAAGGAGAAAUCACAACCUUCACAGCCCUGACCGAGAAGUUUAAUCUGCCGCCAGGGAAUUACAAAAAGCCCAAACUCCUCUACUGCAGCAACGGGGGCCACUUCUUGAGGAUUCUUCCAGAUGGCACCGUGGACGGCACCCGGGACAGGAGUGACCAGCACAUUCAGCUGCAGCUCAGUGCGGAAAGCGUGGGGGAGGUGUACAUAAAGAGCACCGAGACUGGCCAGUACUUGGCCAUGGACACCGACGGGCUUUUAUAUGGCUCGCAGGCACCAAAUGAAGAAUGUUUGUUCCUGGAAAGGCUGGAGGAAAACCAUUACAACACCUACAUUUCCAAGAAGCAUGCAGAGAAGAAUUGGUUCGUUGGUCUCAAGAAGAACGGAAGCUGCAAACGCGGUCCUCGGACUCACUAUGGACAGAAAGCAAUCUUGUUUCUUCCCCUGCCAGUCUCCUCUGAUUAAAGAAAUCCAUUCAGGGUGCUGACCACUCCAGAGGAGUUGCAUGGGGUCCUCAUCCCAUUGACCCCCAGAAUGUUCCCUUGACCACUGGCUGCACUAACCCUUGGCCCACAGAACCUGAAUUUGUAAGCAAUGUGCUUCUAAAUACCCAGCUCACCCUUUUGCAGAGCCCUUUACCCCAGUAGUGUUUGGAACAGAGAGGACCAAAUUGCUUCUAGGGGCCAACUGGCUGGCUAGUCUGGGUCUGGGUUUGGAUGUCCGGUUGCUUCUGGACAGGCUACAGGCUGAGCCUCUCAAUGCAAAGGUGGGGCCAAAUGAAGUGUGUUAAGGGGUCUGCCAAAUGAGUCAUUAGUAACUGCGCACAAUUUCCCUCUACUGAGUGAACCCUGUCUGCUGUUCCCCCAAA